Molecule: messenger RNA, 688 nt
Organism: Rubroshorea leprosula
Lineage: Eukaryota; Viridiplantae; Streptophyta; Magnoliopsida; Malvales; Dipterocarpaceae
Source: the annotation of a GenBank genome assembly
UUCCUUCCUUUUCUAACAUGUAUAUAUAUUCUCCAAAUUUGCAGAAUGGAAUAAACGCCUGGUUCGAGAAUGUGAUGAAUGUGAGGACAGAUGGGCCAGAAUGUUAUAGGACGGAAGGCACAAACACAGUAACAAAUGCGUAUUGUGGCAGAUGUAACUUGCUUUUGGGCACUAGAGUUGUUUCUUCAGAGCAGCCUCACCCCACACUCAAAGACGGCAGACUUUUGCUUAGAUUUUUCGAAUUGACGGAACAUCCAACUGCUCCGCCGUGCCAGUUGCAAUUUAGCCGCCUUUUGAAUGGCGAAGAGACUCGAUUCUCAGCUCCCUUUCUCUCAGUCCCUCAGCAAUUAUGGCGAUUCACUGCUUUAUCGAGUUGGAAUCGCUUGAAUCUUCUGCUUGUGGCUCUGCUGAUCGGAGAUGUAAAGGAUCUAGUUCCGGUAACAUGGGAGGAAGAAGUUGAGGCGUACAGGGAAUCGAAAGCCAUGAACGGCAGGGUAAUUUCAAAUUCAUGAUCACUUUUUGUUUUGCCGUAUUUACUUGUUCAUGGAAUCAACAAGCUAUCCUGUGUUUGCAAGUUUGUUUAAGAUAUCUUGGCAGCAUUGUCUUAGUUAUGCCUUGGUUUUGAUUCAUGAAUCCUGAUGCAAGUGGUUGAAAUCUAUCUGAAUUUGAUUAAACUACAGAUAUAUUC